GUAAACAGCGCAAGCUCUUUAAAUACGUCGAAGUUUGAAUUAGCUCAAACGGACAUGUUGUAGUCGUACUACUGACAUUGUUUAGGUUGCAGCUAAACCCUAAUAAUGUCUAAAGUUCAUUGCUUGAGAGAAUUUGUCAACAAGAGACUGACUGCUGCUGCUGAAGAAAUAUUAGGAGUUUUUGAAAGAACUAUCGUUGAGUACGAGGAAGAGAUUGAUCGUCAGCGCAGACUGUUGAACAUCUUACCCACAAUAAAGUCACACAGGAUAGAGCUCCCUCAGCAACAUGUCUGUAAGGAGGAGGAGGUUCUCUCUGAGCAGCAGCUCUGCAUUCAGGAGAAAAACUACAGUGUGAACCAAGAGGACCCAGAGCCUCCACAGAUUAAAGAGGAGCUGUGCAGCAGUGAGGAGCAGCUUGUACUGAAGCAGGAGACUGAUGACUUUAUGUUGACUCCGACUUAUAUGGAAAGUGAUCACAGUGAAGAUCAGACUCUGAACCUGAGCAUCAGUGACACUCAGAGUCAAGGCGAGGAAAAUCCUCCUGGGCAGUUUCCACUUCAAUGCUAUGAAGCAUCAGAAGAAGGGAUUGUAUACACAAACAGGGACCACCAGCUCCUCUCUCACAACUCUCCACUAGCUGAGAGCCAAGAUCAGAAAGUUAGCAAGCAUGGAGACUCAGGAUCAACUCACGCAGAGCCAGAAGUAAACCAGAGAGAUAACAUUAUUCAAAGUCCAAGCUACAAUGUUAACAGCACUACUAAGUCAACAUUUCAUAAAUUAAAAUGUGAGAUAUGUGACAAAGGUUUUAAGUGCAAGUCUAAAUUGCAGAGUCACAUGAGAAUCCACACAGGUGAGAAGCCCUAUUCUUGCGAAAUAUGUGGGAAAGACUUCAGACGUAAUGGUCACUUAACCCUCCACCUGAGAGUCCACUCAGGUGAGAAGCCAUAUUCUUGCAAAAUAUGUGGGAAAGACUUCAUACGUCAAUAUAACUUAACCCUCCACCUGAGAGUCCACUCAGGUGAGAAGCCGUACCUUUGCAAUACUUGCGGAAAUAGAUUUAGUGACAGUUCAACGCUGAAAAAGCAUUUAAGAAUCCACACGGAUGAGAAGUCGUGUAUUUGCACAACAUGUGGGAGUGCUUUCAGACACAGCAGUGGUUUAUUAAGACACAAUAAAAAAGUCCACACUCUACUCACACCUGAGGAUCAAUAUACACAGGAGAAACCAUCGACAUCUAUGAACAACUAUGUGACAUUUAUGCUGCUGAAUACCCGCUCCCUCAACAACAAAGCACUACUCAUCCACGACAUUAUAACUGACAGAAGCAUUGACAUCCUAUGCUUAACAGAGACAUGGCAAAAUCAGCAGGACUUUGUGACACUCAAUCAAGCUACACCCCCAGGCUAUCUGUACAUCCAGAAGCCCCGCUCCCUGGGUCGUGGCGGUGGAUUGGCUGUUAUCCACCGAGCUGGCAUCCUGGUUAAAGAACUCCCAGUACCUACUACCACCUCAUUUGAGUGUGUUGUCUUCAAACUGGCUGGGUCUGCUCCGCUCCAGGUUGCCCUCAUUUACCGCCCACCCAAAGCUUCCACUACCUUCCUGUCUGAGCUGUCUGAGUUACUCACCUCUCUCUGCUCUAUGUCUCCAUCAACUCUCCUGCUCGGUGAUUUUAACAUUCACGUGGACUCCAGUAACUGCACAUUCGCUGCUGAAUUCCUCUCACUUCUGGACUGCUUCAGCAUCAAGCAACAUGUCCAGGGCCCCACCCACAUCAAAGGCCACACGCUGGACCUGGUGUGCUCUACCGGCUCUCCGCCCCCCGACCUACAGCGCCUCGACCUGGCUGUAUCUGACCAUCACGCCAUCCUCUUCACUGUUCCGGUCUCCCUGCCCAGGCAGCAUCCUAAACGCACCAUUAUGUUUAGGAACAUCAAUACUGUGAGUGCACCGGCCCUAUCCGACCUGAUAGCUACCCACAUGGCCUCGCGUCCUUCCGACUCCACCGUGGACGGCCUGGUAGCCCACUACAACACUGCCCUAUCCCUCAGUCUCAACUCUCUCUCCCCCAAUAAAACCCGGACUGUUUCCUUCACCCGCCCUGCCCCCUGGUUCACCACCGAACUCCACCACUUGAAGGCCUCUGGUCGCCAGCUGGAGAGGCUCUCCAAAAAAACUGGCCUCACGGUCCACCUCCUGGCCUUUCGUGACCAUGUCAAAACAUAUAAGGAAGCUCUCUCCCACGCCAAGACUCACUACUACUCCCGUCUCAUCGGUGCCCAGCAAAGCAACCCCAGAACACUGUUCUCCACCAUCAACCGCCUACUCCGCCCCCCUGACGCCCCCCAGCCCUCAGGGGCUCCCGAUCUGUGCUCCAAAUUCCUCGACUUCUUCCAGGCGCAAGUCGAGGCCAUCCAUCAGCAGCUCCUGGCGACUGGCCCUCCCCCCCUACCUGCAUCUCAGCCACCUGGUAACGCACCCCCAGCGCCGCGCCUCUCCCACUCCAACCUCUCCUCCUUCUCCCUUGUGGAUGCUCUCCAAGUGGCCAAACUGGUCAGCUCGGCCAAGACCUCCGCCUGCUCCCUGGACCCCAUGCCCACAGCCCUGGUCAAGGACUGCCUACCCACCCUCUGUCCUUACAUGGUGGUCAUCAUCAACGCCUCUCUGGCUCCUGGUAUAGUCCCCACCAGCUUCAAAAUGGCCUCAGUCACCCCCAUACUCAAAAAACCUGGCCUGGACCCCGACGACCUCCAGAACCACCGGCCGAUCUCCAACCUUCCCUUCCUAAGCAAAACUCUGGAAAGAGUGGCCACCGGCCAACUCCAUCUGUACAUGUCCAACCAUGAGCUCUAUGAGCCCUUCCAAUCCGGCUUCAGACAGCAACACAGCACUGAAGCGCCCUCAUCAAGAUCACCAACGAUCUCCUCAUUGCUGCUGACUCUGGCCGCCUCAGCAUCCUCAUCCUCCUGGACCUCUCUGCAGCACCUCCUAGGUGUCACUGGCACAGCGCUGUCCUGGUUCACAUCCUACCUCCAUAACAGGAAACAGUUUGUCUCCAUCAAUGGCUCAAAUUCACCCCCGGCCCCAGUCCACCACGGUGUACCCCAGGGCUCUGUGCUUGGCCCCCUCCUCACCACUCCAUCCUCCCAGCUCCCCCCUCAGUCUCUCAUCAACUGCCUGCAUGACAUCAAAGCAUGGAUGUCUUCCAACUACCUCAAACUAAACAGCAAGAAAACAGAGCUCAUGGUUGUGGCACCCAAAGCGCUGCUCCAGAAGAUGUCUAAAGUUCAGUGCUUGAGAGAGUUUGUCAACGAGAGACUGACUGCUGCUGCUGAAGAAAUAUUAGGAGUUUUUGAAAGAACUAUCGUCGAGUACGAGGAAGAGAUUGAUCGUCAGCGCAGACUGUUGAACAUCUUACCCACAAUAAGGUUACACAGGAUAGAGCUCCCUCAGCAACAUGUCUGUAAGGAGGAGGAGGUUCUCUCUGAGCAGCAGCUCUGUAUUCAGGAGAAAAACUACAGUGUGAACCAAGAGGACCCAGAGCCUCCACAGAUUAAAGAGGAACAAGAGGAGCUGUGCAGCAGUGAGGAGCAGCUUGUACUGAAGCAGGAGACUGAUGACUUUAUGUUGACUCCGACUUAUAUGGAAAGUGAUCACAGUGAAGAUCAGUCCCAGGGUGUUUCUCAAUCGCGAACAAUAAUGUCUGCAGUUCCGAGUUUGAGAGAGUUUGUCAACGAGAGACUGACUGCUGCUGCUGAAGAAAUAUUAGGAGUUUUUGAAAGAACUAUCGUCAAGUACGAGGAAGAGAUUGAUCGUCAGCGCAGACUGUUGAACAUCUUACCCACAAUAAAUGUACACAGGAUAGAGCUCCCUCAGCAACAUGUCUGUAAGGAGGAGGAGGUUCUCUCUGAGCAGCAGCUCUGUAUUCAGGAGAAAAACUACAGUGUGAACCAAGAGGACCCAGAGCCUCCACAGAUUAAAGAGGAACAAGAGGAGCUGUGCAGCAGUGAGGAGCAGCUUGUACUGAAGCAGGAGACUGAUGACUUUAUGUUGACUCCGACUUAUAUGGAAAGGGAUCACAGUGAAGAUCAGACUCUGAACCUGAGCAUCAGUGACACUCAGAGUCAAGGUGAGGAAAAUCCUCCUGGGCAGUUUCCACUUCAAUGCUAUGUACCAUCAGAAGAAGGGAUUGUAUACACAAACAGGGACCACCAGCUCCUCUCUCACAACUCUCCACUAGCUGAGAGCCAAGAUCAGAAAGUUAGCAAGCAUGGAGACUCAGGAUCAACUCACGCAGAGCCAGAAGUAAACCAGAGAGAUAACAUUAUUCAAAGUCAAAGCUACAAUGUUAACAGCACUACUAAGUCAAUAUUUCAUAAAUUAAAAUGUGAGAUGUGUGAAAAAGGUUUUAAGUGCAAGUCUAAAUUGCAGAGUCACAUGAGAAUCCACUCAGGUGAGAAGCCCUAUUCUUGCAAAAUAUGUGGGAAAGACUUCAGACGUAAUAGUCACUUAACCCUCCACCUGAGAAUCCACACAGGUGAGAAGCCGUACCUUUGCAAUACUUGCGGAAAUAGAUUUAGUGACAGUUCAACGCUGAAAAAGCAUUUAAGAAUCCACACAGAUGAGAAGUCGUGUAUUUGCACAACAUGUGGGAGUGCUUUCAGACACAGCAGUGGUUUAUUAAGACACAAUAAAAAAGUCCACACUGGACACACACCUGAGGAUCAAUAUACACAGGAGAAACCAUUGAGCUAAAACUGCUGUGGGAAAAUGUUCACAAACUCCAUUAAUCCACUUUGCAGAAGCGACAUCUCUUUAACCCAAUCAACAAAAGGUUUUAAAUUAAAGAUGUUUAAUACUUUGUUUUAAAUGUUCCCUUCAUUUGACUGUUCUUUUUACUAUAUAUAUUACUUUAAAACUAUUUCCAUAAUCGAGAUAGCUGGCUCUGUCAUUGGCAUCAAACAUUCCUGCCUACUGCCAUAACUCUAUAUUAGGGAUGGGAACGAUUAAUCGAAUAUUCGAAUAUUCUUAUAUUCUUAUGAUCUCUCUCUCGCGUCC
Messenger RNA from Trematomus bernacchii (emerald rockcod), 5055 nucleotides. RefSeq lists its product as uncharacterized. Gene Ontology annotation, biological process: regulation of transcription by RNA polymerase II. Gene Ontology annotation, cellular component: PcG protein complex; transcription regulator complex. The record is from RefSeq and is a predicted model, not a curated record. Gene Ontology annotation, molecular function: catalytic activity; RNA polymerase II cis-regulatory region sequence-specific DNA binding; DNA-binding transcription factor activity, RNA polymerase II-specific. The transcript has 9 exons. Lineage: Eukaryota; Metazoa; Chordata; Actinopteri; Perciformes; Nototheniidae. The coding region runs from base 106 to 4752 and encodes 1548 amino acids.